GUCGGUCUGUGUGGUUGUGUGCAAUGACAGUGACAGUGUUUAUAAAGCAGCGUGGAAUUCUGUUAGUUACGAAAAUAUAUUAAGUUUUAUGCGUUUUUUGAUCAAACAUAAAUAAGAAAAUGGCUGAUAUUGAUGAGCUCUUUGGUGGUUUCGAUGAACCGAUUGGAUUUGACGAAGGUGAGGCUGCGAAUCCCAUUGUUGUUGACGAAAAAAACAAUGAAGAACAACAAAAUGAAAGUUCCCUAUCCAAACCGGACAAACGACCAUUGGAAGAUGAAACAGAGCGAAAUGAAGAUGAAGAUAAGCGAAAAAAACCACGAACCGACAAUGGAAAUGAUUCAAAAGUGACCGAAUCAAUUUUGGACGACAUUCGAUUAGAAGAGAUUGAGUCACGCAUUACAGUUCAUGUCAUUGAAUCGCCCGAAUCGUGUACACAUGAAGUUGCAGUUUAUCCAGGACAACCGUACGAACCAUUGGCACCGGUAACUGGGCCACCAGCCAAAGAAUAUUCAUUUGUCCUGGAUCCAUUUCAAAAGGAAGCAAUACAAUGCAUCGAAAAUGAACAAUCGGUGCUGGUGUCAGCUCAUACAUCGGCCGGUAAAACUGUUGUAGCCGAAUACGCCAUUGCCCGAUCAUUAAAUAACAAACAACGUGUCAUUUAUACAACGCCAAUUAAAGCAUUGUCAAAUCAAAAGUACCGUGAAUUUAGUGAAGAAUUCAAAGACGUUGGUCUAGUCACCGGUGAUGCGACGAUCAAUCCGACAGCUUCAUGUUUGAUUAUGACAACGGAAAUUUUACGAAACAUGUUGUAUCGCGGUUCUGAAAUUAUGCGAGAAGUUGGUUGGGUGAUUUUCGAUGAGAUCCAUUAUAUGCGUGACAAAGAACGUGGUGUUGUAUGGGAAGAAACAUUGAUUUUACUGCCUGAUAAUGUGCAUUACGUUUUCUUAUCGGCAACCAUUCCGAAUGCUCGCCAAUUUUGUGAAUGGAUCACCUAUGUUCAUAAGCAAAACUGUCAUGUUGUCUACACUGAUUAUCGGCCAACACCAUUGCAACAUUACUUAUUUCCGGCUGGCGGCGACGGCAUUCAUCUGGUGGUUGAUGAAAAGGGUCAAUUCAAAGAGGACAAUUUCAAUGCAGCCAUGAAUGUUUUGGCCACCGUCGGUGAAGCAUCAAAAGGCGAUCAAAAGGGACGUAAGGGCGGUUUUAAAGGUACCAAUAAAGGUGAAUCGAACAUCUAUAAAAUUGUAAAAAUGAUUAUGGAACGAAAUAUGGCACCGGCCAUCGUAUUUUCAUUCAGUAAAAAAGAAUGUGAGGUAUAUGCAAUGCAAAUGGCCAAAUUAGAUUUUAAUUCACUCGAAGAGAAGAAAUUAGUCGAUGAAGUUUUUAACAAUGCCAUGGAUGUACUAUCGGAAGAAGAUCGUCGAUUGCCACAAGUUGAGAAUGUAUUGCCGCUAUUACGACGUGGUAUUGGUAUUCAUCAUGGUGGAUUAUUGCCGAUUCUAAAGGAAACAAUUGAAAUUCUAUUCGGCGAAGGUUUACUCAAAACACUGUUUGCAACCGAAACAUUUGCCAUGGGAUUAAAUAUGCCGGCUAGAACAGUUUUGUUUACGAGCGCCCGAAAAUUUGAUGGGAAAGAAAUGCGAUGGAUUACAUCUGGGGAAUACAUACAAAUGUCAGGUCGUGCCGGGCGACGUGGUCUCGAUGACAAAGGUAUUGUCAUUUUAAUGAUCGAUGAAAAAGUGUCAAAAGUUACUGGCAAAGAAAUUGUUCAGGGCAAACCGGAUCCCAUUAAUUCAGCGUUUCAUUUGACCUACAACAUGGUCUUGAAUUUGCUUCGUGUCGAAGAAAUCAAUCCAGAGUACAUGAUGGAACGAAGCUUUUUCCAAUUUCAAAAUCAAUCAUCGAUACCGGAUUUGUAUCGACGCGUCGAAAAGAAACAAAAAGAAGUCGAUUCGCUAACUAUUCCAAUGGAAUCAAGUAUCGCCACAUACUAUCACAUUCGAGAUCAAUUGGAUAAAUUGGGCAGAGAGUUCAGAUCGUAUCUAACGAAACCGGUUUAUUUAACACCGUUCUUGCAACCGGGCCGAAUGAUAAAAGUACAAAAAGAAAGUGGCGACGAAUUCGAUUGGGGAAUCAUUGUCAAUUUCCGUAAACAACAAAGCGACGAAAAAAAUCCAGCCAAAUCGGAGACAGUAACAAUUGUUGAUAUUUUACUUCAUGUUGAUGACGAUUAUGAGAAAACAAAUACGGCCAAACCAUGCCCGGCGAAUAAACAAGGUUCCGUUGAGGUUGUACCCGUGUUGCAUACAUUAAUAUCACGAAUCAGUUCGCUGCGUGUCUACUAUCCAAAAGAUUUGCGACCGGCAGAAAAUCGGCGCUCUGUUUUGAAAACGGUGAAUGAAGUGAAAAAGCGUUUUCCAAAGGGUCCACCGCUGCUAAAUCCAAUCAACGACAUGAAUAUCAAAGAUUCAGAUUUUAAGCGUGUUGUUGAAACCAUUGAUAAAUUCGAAAAACAAUUGUACAGUCAUCCAUUGCAUGAAUCGCCGCAAUUGAGUGACCUUUAUGCUGAAUAUUCGAAGAAAAUUCAACUAUUGGCCGAAUUAAAAGGCGAAAAAGACGCACUACGCAAAGCAAAAAGCCUCUUACAAAUGGAUGAACUCAAGCAUCGCAAACGAGUUUUACGACGGCUUGGAUAUUGUACACAGGCCGAUGUGAUUGAAUUCAAAGGGCGAGUAGCCUGUGAACUCAGUUCGGCGGACGAAUUGCUCAUCACCGAGAUGAUUUUCAAUGGUGUCUUUAAUAAUUUGAGCAUUGAACAGAGCGUUGCAUUAUUGUCGACUUUUGUGUGUGACGAACGAAGUAAUGAAGCGCCAAAAACAGCCGAAGAACUUUCUGGCCCACUUCGUCAAAUGCAAGAUUUGGCACGACGCAUCGCAAAAAUAUCGAUUGAAUGCAAACUUGAAAUGGAUGAAGAAAACUAUGUGGAACGUUUCAAACCAUUUUUGAUGGAUGUCGUUUUGGCUUGGUGCAAGGGUGCCUCAUUUAAAGCAAUUGUUGGUAUGACAGACAUUUUUGAAGGUUCAAUUAUUCGGUGUAUGCGACGAUUGGAAGAAUUAUUGCGACAAAUGUGUCAAGCUGCCAAGACGAUUGGUAAUACAGAACUAGAAAAUAAAUUCUCCGAAGGAAUUCGACUGCUCAAACGAGACAUCGUAUUUGCCGCCUCAUUGUAUCUUUAAUUUAAAAUCCAAAUAAGAAUUGAUUUAUUCGAAAUAUCGUUUCUUAAAUUUUCAGUCUAAAGAAAUUAAAAUAAAAUUUGUAAAACUAA
Molecule: messenger RNA, 3325 nt
Organism: Contarinia nasturtii (swede midge)
Lineage: Eukaryota; Metazoa; Arthropoda; Insecta; Diptera; Cecidomyiidae
Gene: Mtr4
Product: exosome RNA helicase MTR4
Exons: 3
Coding region: 120-3236 (1038 amino acids)
Biological process (GO): RNA catabolic process; maturation of 5.8S rRNA
Cellular component (GO): nucleus
Molecular function (GO): RNA helicase activity; ATP binding; RNA binding
Source: RefSeq, a predicted model, not a curated record